GAAAUUUGUUAAAUAUAUGGCAUCUAUUCAGAAUAAUUAUCCUAAAAAAAAACGAUUAAAUAAAAUUUGGAUUCCAUAAAAAAAAUGGCGGCAACCAAAUUGAGGUUGCUCCAAGCUAUAGACACACUGUAUACUCAAGGUCCCGCAACUCAUGAAUGCUACACUCGCCUUGUUCUCGAAUGCUUUCGAGCAAACAAUGUCGAUCAGGCCAAAAAACUACAAACCCACAUGGACAUUCACUCGUAUCAACCCACUGACACUUUCCUUCAGAAUCGUCUUCUUCAUUUGUAUGCAAAAUCUGGCGAAAUCUCACAUGCAAGAAACCUGUUUGAUAAAAUGCCUCACAGAGAUAUUUUCUCCUGGAAUGCUAUGCUUUCUUUGUAUGCAAAAUCCGGGUUAGUUCAGGAUUUAAGGGUCUUCUUUGAUGGCAUGCCUUCUCGUGAUUCUGUAUCGUAUAACACUGUGAUUUCGGGUUUCGCUAAAAAUGGAUGGGCAGGUAAGGCUGUGGAGGCUUUUGUGAGGAUGCAAAAUGAAAGGUUUAGGCCUACAGAGUAUACCCAUGUGAGUGUCUUGAAUGCUUGUACGCAGUUGUUAGAUUUGAGGAAAGGGAAGCAGAUUCAUGGGAGGAUUGUCAUUGGAGAUUAUAACUUGGGUGAUAAUGCGUUUAUUUGGAAUUCUUUGACUGAUAUGUAUGCUAAAUGCGGUGAGAUUGAUCGAGCAAGGUGGCUGUUUGAUAGGUUACCGAAUAAGAAUGUUGUAUCGUGGAAUUCAAUGAUUUCUGGGUACCUGAAAAAUGGGCAGCGCAGACAAUGCAUUGACUUGUUUCGUAAGAUGCAGGAAUCGGGAUUGAAGCCUGACCAAGUUACAGUUUCGAGUAUUCUCAAUGCAUAUUUUCAAAGUGGAUGCAUUGAUGAAGCUCGUGAGCUGUUUAAUGGUAUUAGGGAAAAAGAUAAGAUUUGUUGGACAACUAUGAUGGUGGGGUACACGCAGAAUGGAAAAGAAGAUGAUGCUUUGGUGUUGUUUAGUGAGAUGUUGAAACAUGUCAGGCCAGAUAGUCAUACUAUCUCAAGCGUGGUUAGUUCUUGCGCUAAAUUAGCCUCUUUGUUUCAUGGUCAAGUUAUUCAUGGGAUUGCAUUGCUUAUGGGAAUUAAUGAUGAUUUACUUGUAUCCAGCGCUUUUGUUGAUAUGUAUUGCAAAUGUGGAGUCACUAGCGAUGCUUGGGCUGUGUUUACUGCGAUGCCUGCUCGAAGUGUGGUUUCUUGGAACGCAAUGAUAGUGGGUUAUGCACAGAAUGGACAAAGUUUAGAGGCCUUAGCUCUUUAUGAGAAAAUGUUGCGAGAAGACAUGAGACCAGAUAAUAUUACAUUUGUAGGAGUUCUCUCCGCUUGUAUUCAUGCAGGAUUAGUCGAUGAAGGUAAGCGAUAUUUUGAUUCAAUGAGUAAACUGUAUGGACUGAUACCUACUUUGGAUCAUUUCGCAAGCAUGAUCAAUCUCCUCGGACGCUCAGGAUCUUUAGACAAAGCAAUGGAAUUAGUUACCACUAUGCCUCAUGAGCCAAAUUCUCUGAUUUGGUCUACUGUUUUAUCAGUUUCUGCUAAGAAAGGUGACGUAAAGCACGGCGAAAUGGCAGCUAAACACCUAUUUGAGCUGGAUCCCCAUAAUGCUGCACCUUACAUAAUGCUCUCCAAUAUGUAUGCUGCCUGUGGAAGGUGGAAAGAUGUUGCAUCAGUCAGAUCUUUAAUGAAAACUAAAAAUGUUAAGAAAUUUGCUGCAUACAGUUGGAUAGAGAUAGAUAGCGAAGUCCACAAAUUUGUAGCAGAUGAUAGAACUCAUCCUGAUACGAAAAUAAUUUAUGAAGAACUCGAUGAAUUGAUAAGAAAACUGAAGAAAGUUGGGUUUAGUCCUGACACAAAUUUGGUUUUACAUGACGUUGGGGAAGACGAGAAACGUGAUUCCAUUUCGUAUCACAGUGAAAAGCUUGCUUUGGCAUUUGGAUUGAUCAAAAAGCGUCACGGACCAUUAAGGAUUAUAAAGAACAUUCGUGUUUGUGGAGACUGCCAUGUUUUUAUGAAGUUUGCAUCUCAAAUUACAGGAAGACAAAUCAUCCUAAGAGAUUCAAACAGAUUUCAUCAUUUUGCUGAAGGGAAGUGCUCCUGUAAUGAUUACUGGUGACACAGAGUCCAUUGACAUCUUCAUUAUCCUAUGUUCUUAGGUAACUUUUGUUAAACUUGAACAUGAAGAUUUCCCAAACAGAGGGAACAGAGGGUCGGCUGCAAGAGCAUUAUAUAAGAUCUUUCAGACUGGAGAAUUCUUGAGAGUUGCAGGCCGAUGGCAGAAGUUGAAUUUUUAACAAAGACUUCUGCAAUAGGGAGAUACGAGGAUGCAGUUUUAUAAGGUAAACAGAAGAUCAGAAACACCAGAGAUCUCUUCUUGAAAGCCUGAUUUAUUUAGCUGUACUAAUAUCUAAUUUGAUUGUUUAAGUGGAAACUUGUCGAGUCUUAUGUUUCUGUAUUCCACUUUUUCGAUUUCUAAAAUGUUUCUGAAACUAUGAAUUAUAUUUAGAAUCUAUUUUCUUUAAUGUCAUUCAGCCUGUUUUGUUUAUUCGGGCGUUUCUCAUUUUGACUUUUUCGUUUUGGUGCUACAUAAAAUUUCGGUAUAAUCUGGAAAGGGGAUUUUUUUUGGUAAUGGGAGUUGAUUAUCAGAAGUCAGCUGUUAAUUACCUGAAACAAAAGCUUACUAGUUAGGUAUGAGUCUAAAGCUAAAGAGAAACAUCUCAAGGGUAUGAGGCUCUUGCAAUAUCAUGCAUCAACCAUUGCUGAAUUUCGCGAGGAGGAUCCUCCAUAACAUGGCAACUUAAUGGCAGCUUCUCGACAUAUGUAUGCUGCUACACUAUCAAAUUUGAUCAUUUCACACUUGUUUUUCACAAGUGUUUCAUAAAUGAUAAAUUUGUCAUGAAUGUUUCACAAGAUUUUAUAGUAGUACGUAACUUUUUUAUGUCAGUUUCAUAAGUUUUUCCUAAUAAUUUGCAUCAUCUUUUUUUUC
Mercurialis annua (annual mercury) is the source of this 3042-nucleotide messenger RNA. Its product is annotated as putative pentatricopeptide repeat-containing protein At1g68930. Bases 85 to 2172 code for a protein of 695 amino acids. The record is from RefSeq and is a predicted model, not a curated record. Gene Ontology annotation, molecular function: zinc ion binding; RNA binding; protein binding. Lineage: Eukaryota; Viridiplantae; Streptophyta; Magnoliopsida; Malpighiales; Euphorbiaceae. The transcript is spliced from 2 exons. Gene Ontology annotation, biological process: RNA modification.